Heterostelium album PN500 is the source of this 654-nucleotide messenger RNA. RefSeq names its product Rab GTPase (gene rab32C). Lineage: Eukaryota; Evosea; Eumycetozoa; Acytosteliales; Acytosteliaceae. The transcript has 2 exons. The coding region runs from base 1 to 654 and encodes 217 amino acids. Gene Ontology annotation, molecular function: GTP binding; GTPase activity. The record is from RefSeq and is a predicted model, not a curated record.
AUGGUAAAGAAUCAAAAAGAAGAAGUUUAUGGAGAUGACGAAGAAGAUGUACCAAUGGUCAAGGUUUUAGUGUUGGGUGGACCACGUACAGGCAAAACCAGUAUAAUCAAUAGAUAUUGUCACAACAAGAUACCCUCCAACUAUAAAGUAACAGUCGGUGUCGAUUGUGUCAGUAAGAUCACCGUUGUCAAUGGUGUCAAAGUUGAACUUUUCUUUUGGGAUAUAUCAGGUCAAGAGAGAUAUGCUCAUAUGACACGUCAAUAUUUUGAAAAUGCUAAAGGUGUAUUUAUAGUAUUCGAUGUUUCCGAUGAAAAAACACUGGAAGCAGCAGAGGCAUGGAAGGCAGAGGUAGACAAUUGCUUCCCCAACGAACCGAUCCCAUCGAUACUGUUGGCAAACAAGAGCGAUAAGAUAUUGGAUUUGAAAGAGGUACCCUACAGAAGAUACGAUCAAUUCUGUGAAUAUAACAAGAUUGUAAAGUGGUUUUUGACAUCGGCUAUGGCCGGAACAGGUUUGGAUGAAUCAGUCGACGAACUCGUCAAGCUGAUCUUUGACAGCAACGCCGAUCUAGCACCAAAGAAACCCGUUGGUUUUAAAUUAACUUCUGCACCACAACAACAAGCAACCACAGAGACAAGAAAGACUUGUUGUUGA